Actinia tenebrosa (Australian red waratah sea anemone) is the source of this 1508-nucleotide messenger RNA. RefSeq lists its product as uncharacterized. Lineage: Eukaryota; Metazoa; Cnidaria; Anthozoa; Actiniaria; Actiniidae. The record is from RefSeq and is a predicted model, not a curated record. Gene Ontology annotation, molecular function: calcium ion binding; carbohydrate binding.
GUCAGUACAUCAGCCAACUAUUCCAUCACUCGUUUCAAGUCUUUCAAGACCUCAAGAAAAAUGGAGAUUACUAAACCUUCAAAAAUUAUCCUUGGGUUCAAGUUACUGUUUCUCCUUUGUCAAGUUUCUCCCGUUUUUGGGUCUUGUCGAAACUUGGGAUUCAUGGCCAUCAUCAAAAACAAAGCAUUAACCAAUCACACAAUCCGUUCCAUUCAGCCAAUCACCGACGCUAGACUAUGUCGUGCCAAAUGCUUCUUAGAAUCGCGGUGCUUUGGAAUUAACUUUUGUGUUGAUCAAGACAACACCGCUACAUGUGAGCUGACCGACUCAGACCACAUUCGAAGUGAAAGAGACUUGGUGAACAAAACUGGAUGUACUUUCUAUGGAACAGAGACCAGCUGUUCCAGUAACCCGUGUCCAAGUAACGCCACGUGUGAAGGAGAUUUCCUACAAGAUACCCAACCGUACAAAUGUGUCUGUCCCGCAGGAUAUACUGGUCGAAUGUGUGAAAAAGACAUCGAUGAAUGUGUACUGGGUACCCAUGUGUGUCACGUGAAUGCAACGUGUUCCAAUACCAUCGGAGGUCACCAAUGUGUUUGCAAGAAUGGUUUCCAAGGCAACGACUAUACGUGUGAUGACAUUGAUGAGUGUACCUCAGGUGUCCAUGGAUGCAGCGAGCAUGAAACUUGUACUAACUUUCCUGGAGGACACAAUUGUACUUGCAAGAGUGGUUUCUAUGGUGAUGUCAAAGUAUGCAACAUUCUUGCGUGUGAGAAAAGUGUCUUGAAUAUGUCGUGCCCAAAUGGGAAGCUUCUUAGUAUCAAAUGGGCUCUAUAUGGUCGCUCUUCCAAAGACGUCUGCCCUCAUCCUUUCAUGGCGGUGCCUUGCGGAGACGAAUCCAGUUCGUUAAUCAAGGUGAAAGAGCUGUGUGAAGGAAAGCAGUCCUGUUCUUUUACUGCUGGUACUGGCACCUUUGGCAAUGACCCUUGCAAGCGCCACUACAAGUACACGGAAGUAAAAUAUUUAUGCCAAGCGUCGUAAACGUGCAUGAAGGCCCUGUUUCAAGACGCAAUUUUACUUGUAACUUGCAAUGCAAUGUUGUAAAGGGCAGAAAAAGUUGCCAUAGACGAGCUUCUGAUUUCCGCAACGUUGCAAAGCAAGUUGCAGCGUGUAACACCUAUGCCGCGAGCUGGAAUGCAAUCACUGUCGCAAAUAACCAACCAAAGCACAGCUCUUCCAUAUCCCCGUUGACAACAGACCAAGAAAGCGUUAUCUUGCGUUGCAAGUCGCGAAAAAAGUUGCACGCGUCUGACAUCUCAACUGCAACUUGCAAUACUCUGCUCUCGUUAUCAUUGCAUUGCAAAUUGCAAGAAAGACUGAUUCGUGUUACAGGGCCUUAAGGUGUCUGGUUACUUUUGAACCUUCGAUUUGAGCCCACGAUGAGUGCGCGCUCAAAAACCGCUGAAUAAUCUACACGAUUUUUUUGAAGAACCAUACACGUUUUGAAC